Trichobilharzia szidati is the source of this 6686-nucleotide messenger RNA. NCBI's taxonomy places the organism in Eukaryota, Metazoa, Platyhelminthes, Trematoda, Strigeidida, Schistosomatidae. The record is from the annotation of a GenBank genome assembly.
GGCCAAGUUAAACUUUAGACAUCAAUGACUACCAAUCAGCGAACGACGUCGAAUUAUCCAAUGAGAUUCACGAACUCAGUUGAAUGUUGUAUAGCGCUUGAUUCAUUUCAAUGCGUGCCCUUACAAGGUUGCGUUUGCAAUUCGAGGGGGAUAGUGUCUUUCAGUAUUGCCUGGAAUUAGGCUUGCUUCUAAAGGAGAGAAGUUGUUCGUGUGGUGGUGUAAUGAGUUUAAAAAGCUUUACUAGGUCAACUGAUGGUUUUGCACAUCGUUGUGGAAUAUUCUGGAAGCGAGUUAGUAUCAGAGGGUAAUAUUUCGUAGGUCGAAACUGAAUCCUUAUGCAUUCCUUACGCACAAGAGUUGUGAAAAACCAGUGAAGCACGGUGCCUCGGUUAUGUACCUUUUUGAUUACCUAACUUUGUGUCACACUUUGAAAGUGUGGCUGUUGAUAUGCUUCUUUAUACAAUAAUAAAUGUGAACCUUACACCUCAUUCAAUAUUUUUCUUCUUACAGGAUAUAUCUCAGCCACAACAGCAAAGCACAUAUCAAAUAAUGUUGACAUUUAGGUCACCUACCAACCAAGGCAUAUUAUUUGGUGGUUGCAGUGAAUAUGAUUUGCGACAGUCUUUGUAGUUUUCCAUAACGAGUUAUUGAAGCAUUAUGCGUGUGAAGUAUCUAUGUCCUUUGCGUCUGGUUGCUCUUUUGUUAAUCGCAGGUGCCCUUAUUAUAUUAUGGGAACAACGGUAUCUUUCUUGUUACUCUAAAUUCGCCAGCCUGACAUGUGACCAUGAACCUGAAAGUCAACAAGCAGUCUGCGGGAAACAGAACGACAGAUGGAAUCGUAGUACUAAUGAGAUCUAUCGUAACUGCAUACAGUCCAUACAAUGUAUUGUUAACGGAGUUCCGACACCUAAUUGCUACUUAACUCGAGAAAAAGACGUACUUGUUUCCUUUGAGGUAGUUCGUACCCAUUUAAAGGUUCGUUUAACACUUUUAUUGUCUUAAUUAUUCAUUCUGUGUGGACAGAUAAAUUUCCAUGAAUAUCUAGGUACUUUUUCAUGCUAUCAGGAUCUUAUUAUAAUGUUAUGUAUUGAAACAGUAUACAGUAGUCUAACAUUUAUUUCUUUAAUAUAAGGGAUAUGGAUUAUAUUAAUGUGAAAACUCAGUUGAAAAUAGAGUCUAUUUUCAUGUUAGAUGUUUUGAUUCGAUCGUGUGCAUAGUGGCGCAGUUCUUUUUCCCGUAAUCAUAUCGUUAGUGUGUACAACUGACGUUUUUCAUUACAGUCCUUUUAUUAAGCGAGUGACAUUCAGAUAACAAUAUCUGAUACACUUGAUACCACAGAUGGCGAUCAAGAAAGCUAGUAAAAUAGCAUGGUGAUAUAUGCCACUUAUUGCUAUACGCAACUGAGAAGCAGUUAUGCCAAGUAGUAGCACUUGCCAGUCAAGCAGUCAGUGGUACAUACUGCCAUGACGCUUCAGUCGAAGGACUUUUAUAGUUUUGUCUGUAUUAGUAGACAGCUGGUUAUGGUGAACUCUCACCGUACCAAAAUAGCAACUUCGUUUCCCAAUUUCAUUUUUACGUGCUCGUAACCGAUUUCCUGAACACUGAAACAUUUUCAUAACAAAGGUAUUACUGUGACCUAAUACUUUCGCUUAUUUGCUGUAUUUCUUGCAUGUUUCGUCACUUCAGUUUGAUUUAUUUGUGAAAUAUUUUAAGCCAAACACUUGUUUGUCUGUUUGUUGUAUCUAGCGUUUUAUUUGCAGAGAAUGAAUUCAGAGGUGUAUGAAAUGUCUUAUGCGAAUAUGAAAGUGAUUUUGGAUUUUCAUUUGCAGAAGUGAUUUGGCCAAGAACUAGAUUCAAAUUUACCGGUGCUUUUCACUGCAUCCCUUAUAAAUGCUCUUCAUAGUAUAUUAGUCAUCUGAAGUGACAAGUAAUUCCUGGCAUCAAAAGGCUACACCGUUAUGAAAGGAAGUUGUCUGUCAGGAUGAAAGGCUUAAAAAAUAGAUUGUCUGAAGUUAGGACUAUUUGUUUGUUACGUAAUGUCUAGGGAUUGAGAAAGUGGUUUUAUUUAGUCACAACUGGACCUGCCGGAGAAGAUUUUCCAUAUACCAGGCUGUAAGCCACAAGUACUGUGUGAGGAUUAGUGAUACUACCCAGUUGUCCGUACUGAGGUAGUACUAGUGGAGUCCGAAUUGGAGACCUGCUAACUGCAAGUCAAGUAAUCAGGCUGAUAAGCUAAUAAGAGACCAACUCUGUGGUCGCAAGGUUUCCCUGUCCUGGGUUAAGUCGUAACGAUGUCUAUGAGUAUAAACUGCCGGGAAAUCCUGUUCCAUAUUAAAGUGAUAUCGAAUUACGUGUAUAUAUUCUACCUGAGAUUAAUCAUAUUCAUUUUUCAGGUCUUUGGUUCUCUCGAUAUGUCAUCCAACACAUUCUAUUUGAAUCAUGCUAAUGUUGAAGUCCCAAAGGUGCAUUUGUAUAAACAUAACCCCAGGGGUGUAUAUAUGCAGUACAACAAACUGAGUGUAGAGAAAAGACUCCAUGUGAAGCUGGUCACUGCUGAUGAAGGUACUCUAUUCUCUAUUUUAUCAUUGGUGCAGUUUGUUAAUUACGAUAUUUUCUCACCUCCCUAACAUGUUUUUGUUAGUUCUGUGAAAUCUAUCAGAUAUGGCUUGUAGGUAGAAUUUUCUAUGAUUAUGACAGCGCAUGUGAAAUUCUUCAAAUGAGAUCAUUCGUCUGUCUGAUAACUGUAAUUGUAACUUAGUCUUAAUGCAAAGUCUACUGAGGCAAAUAUGCCAAUUAACUCAAAUGCACCACGUGAACGUCUUAUCUCCAUUCAUUUCAAUAGUUGUUAAACUAGUGGAAGCUGUCCUUCAAUGGGAAUUGAGAUAUGUCUGAAUAUUCCCCUAGAAGUGUAUGUAUAUUGUACGUUGAUUCUUCAGUCAUGUAGACAUACUAAGGAUUCACUUAAAAAAGAUGGACCGUCCAGAUAUAGGAAUUUGAAUACCUCUAUUUCUCAAAUAAUCACCAGAGUAAUGAGUCACUAAAGGCAACAGAAAUGCACCAAAUGCUUGAAAGUAAAUUGACUGAUUAGAUAAUGCCACUUUUUCGAUUACUAUAUUCAUUAUUAUGCUCUGUUCUUGUUUUCAUGACUAUAUGACAUUUUAUAUUCUUAGAGAAAUUUAUCGGAAAACAGUUACCACAAGUCAGUGAUCAUUAAUAUGGCUGAGGUUAUAUUGAAUAAUACGAGUAUUGUUUAGAUGAGACACAUAGUUGGAUAAACAUUUAUCUAUAGUUCUCAUAUGUGAAUAGAUUUUUACGUUUUAGUUUUUUCUUAUAAAUUUACUUUUUAGUUACGCAUGGGUUUGUUCUUCAUGUAUUAGCCGUUAAAAGUUUUUCUGAGUGAAUAGUCCCAGAACAAGGAAUGAACUGAUGGUACAGAAAGCUGUCGGACUGUGUUUGCAUUCAUGUAUUCCAUGUAUAUUUGAUCCUCCGUAUCUCAAAACAGUCUGUCAUGUCCCCUAAAUAGUGUCUGACUAAUUUUAAAAUAGUGUUGAUUAUAUCACGUGAUAUAACUGCUAACUCUUGUAGUUUUUGAGUGCACAUAGUGUAGUGUUUUGAUAAGAUACUACCCGAAGAUGUGUUUAUCAGGUUAGACUUUAUAUGUACAUAAUUACAAAGGCCAAGCAAAAAAGCUGUUUCAUAUCCUCCUUUACUUACUACUUUUACCUUAACUUAUUCACCUCUAUGUUUAUAAUCGUCAGUUUCCCAUCGUAUGGAGGUAGCCCAAUCAACAACAUUUUUUUUCAGGGGAAAUAACCAUUGAGUCAUGAAAAAAAGACAAAUUCAGCGAAGAAAAUUUUUUUAUUGACGAAAUCAUCUUCAGAGGCUGUACAGUCGUAUUUAUAUUUACCAAAAAUGUAUAGUAGUCUAUUAUUGAGUAACAGGGAGUGACAUAAUUGAUAUAAUUACUCAGAAGUGACUUUAGAAGUAAAAAAUAAAAGUUGUAAAUUACGAGGUACUCAACUCACUGUCACCCCCCCCAUUACUACCAUACAUUUUUGGUAAAUAUAAAUACGACUAUACAGCCUCUGAAGAUGAUUUCAUCAAUAAAGAAAAAUUUUCUUCUCAUUAUAAUAAUUUUAAGUGCUUGUGACAAAAUUAUCUUGACUUCUGAUUUUCGGGUAGUUUCAAGGAUCGGAUCAGUGUACUAGUUAUGAGUAGAUACAUGAAACAUGGUUAACCAGUUUACAAUGACUUAGCGUAGUGAGUGUGUUAUAGAAGAUUCAAUUGGAUAUCAGUAAAUGCAAAACUGUAGAUGUUUUUUUUUUCCAAAAAUCUCAAUUAUCCAGAACAGAUUUUUUGUGUACCAGGUAGAGCCACAAUAAUACUGGAAGGCCUGAUGACACUAGCCAGAUGCUCAAACUGAAGUAGAUGGGGUGAGACUCGUACUCCUGACGCACCAUCUGAAAACCAAAUGCUAAAGCCAAUGAGCCACAUCGCCACUGUAGAUGUUUACAUAUAUAUGAUUCAUAGUAUAACCGCACACUCCUUUUUCGUUUAAUCCACUCAAUUAUUUUUAUUCUUCAUGUAAAUCUAUUGUUAUUAUUAUUAUUAUUAUCGUUAUUCAUAUUUAAAGCAGACAUUGUUAAGAAAUUUAUUCAUGGACUUUCAAAGAGUUAUUUCAUGUAACGAAAAUCAAAAAUUGUAUUAUUUCAGGUGUACCAAUUAGUAGUCAGUGGGACCACCGUGGUUACCCCUAUCCAAUUCAAAUUGCUCAGUUUGGUUUGAAUCACUUUAGCCAGUUAAUAACAUCUUACAAAAGCGGCAUCAAAGAUGUACAAAAUACUUCAUCCUCGAUGAAUGAAAUUAUGGAUUUGGAUCUUACUAUCUCUGGUAAUAAUGUUCUUCAUCACUGGACUAACAGAAAACGUUUGGACAAACCGAAUAAUUCGCUUAUGUUGUCAGCGAGAAAUGUAGACUCUAAUAGUCGAAGCCUUUCUAUCACCCCAAAGCUUAAAGAUUGGGAUUAUUUUAUUAUGGUUGGUCGUCAGUGGACCUAUGGGAGUUUUGUCAAACUAUUGGUGCAGUGGUAUCCUCCAAAAACAGCUGAUUAUCACUAUAAUCAUCGUCCCAGAAGGAGUUCGAUUAUAUAUAACUGUUCACAAUCACCCGCUGGACGUGCAACAUAUACUUCUAUCUCUUCCAGUGGAAAUACAGUCAUAUUUUGGAUGCCGGAAUGUGAAAAGUUAGCCAAAUUAUAUGGAUCAGUUGAGAGUGUAAAAUUAGCACGAGAUGUUUACACAGAUUUGGUAAAAGUAUUCUUUCCAUUUUGGAAGUUCUCCGAACACGUUGACUCAAAUGUCAAAAAAUCUCGUCAGAAUAAUAAUACCAGUUAUCCUUUUCAUGUACAAGUUCUGGAGAUAAAUGUCUACAUCAAUUCGAAUAAUACAACUUCUGACGUAAUGAUAGAGAAGCUACGUCUUGGUAAAGCAGUGAAUUCACAAACAAUAUUAUCUGAUGCAAGCAAGAGGGAAAUGGGAUCAACUGAAAAGCUAUUACAUGAAAUACGCUUUAUUUCGGCUGCUGACUGGUUCAUCCAUCAUCAAGAUAAAAAUGGUGCAUGGUCAGUUAAUGUUCGACGUUCUUUGAAAGGGAGGGGAACUUUACAGCCUGGUUGGUAUUCUGCUAUGGGCCAAGGUCAAGCUAUUUCCUUAUUGGUCAGAGCUUACAACUACACUGGUAAUCUGUUGUAUCUACGGGCAUGUUCUCGUUCACUAGACUUGUUUAAUUUAAGCAUAAGAUAUGGUGGUGUUCGUUCGUAUUUUCUCAAUCAGUCAGAAUUAAUAUGGUUUGAAGAGUAUCCAUUUGAUCCUCCUAUUCAUAUACUGAAUGGUUUCAUUUAUUCACUUAUUGGAUUGCAUGAUUUCACUCAGGUGGCAAUGGGCAAUUCAGAUCCCUCAGUGUCUUCGGGUCUGUUGAAAGCGCAAGCUCUUUUAGAUGCAGGACUCACAAGUUUGUCUAAAUUGCUUCCACUAUUCGAUUCUGGCAGUGGCAGCUUCUAUGAUCUUCGUCAUCUUUCAGCCGACUAUAUUCAACCUAUGAAAGAAACUGAGCAUAAGCAAGCCAAAAAUACAUAUCAGUUGUCUUCCGGUCCUAACAGAGCUCGUUGGAGCUAUCAUUCUUUACACAUUCAGCAACUACGAACUUUGAUUGAUUUAGAUCCGAAACGAGCUGUUCAGUGGAGAAAUACAGCUGUUCGGUGGACUGCUUAUCUCAAGGGCUUUCAGUCCCUACAGAAUUAGUUUGUUUAUCGUUAACAACUUUGCUUUCACGAAAUUUUUAAGAGUUUUCUUUUGCACAGAAAUGCCGGUGAUUUUCUAGAAUAAAGCUUCAUAUUAAUGAUUGGUCAAUCAUAUAUGAAUGUUGCACUAAUCAUGCAGAUUUUACUGUUGAUAUAUGCAAUUCCAUGCAUUUUUUUCAUAAAUGAUUUAUGAAUAUUAGUCAUCUUUUAUAUUUUUGUUGUUGCCCGUAUUCAUGUAAUCAGUUAGACUCUUACAAUGAUAUUAAUAUGAUCUACAUACUUCAGUGAACUACCAAGUAUGAGAAUGUACCCAAAAUUGUUCAUUUAUAUUAUUAUCAUUGUUACAUUUCUAAUGGCUCAAUUUUGAUCUUAUCCAUGGCAAUACAAG